AUGAACAUAAAUACCAGCAUUUCACAAACAAAUUGUACACUUGAAAAAACUUUAUUUUUUAAAAGAAAACUCAAAAAAGAAAAAAAUUCUAAAACAGAAAAAACAAAUACAAGGUCAAAAUCAAGCGAAAGUAUUUUAAUCAAUAAUUUUACUAUUCAAAAUAAUCAUGAAAACAAUACAACUUCAAGUAUAUUAAAAAAUCCAGAAAUGAAAGAUAAACAACUUACUCAUAGUUCUCAAAGUUCUUUUCAAUCAUCAAUUCUAAAAAAAUAUAUAUCAAAAACCGAUGACGCAUCAACAAAUGAUUUAUUUUCAAAGGAUAGAACAUCUUUUCAAAAAAGUCAAUCCUCCAUUAACUCAUACAUAUCAAAUUUGAAAAUUACAGAAUGUAGUGAUAAAACCUCUGAUUUUGAGACAUUUUUAGAUUUAAAGACUUCUUCUACUCAAUCGAUAAAUAAUGUGUAUGGAAAUGAUAAAAAUUCAACUUAUAAUAUACUUACAAAAGAAUCUAACUCUAUAUCAUCUAUUUCUGAAAAAUCAAAUACUGGUUUUUUUAAUACUGUUAUAUCUGCUGCACAAAAUGCCGCUAAUUCUCUUACUUCUUUAACCACACAUAAAUCUUCAAAGGAUAAAAAUAUAUCUGAAAAAUUGAAUGGUUCAAGAAAUUCAACUAGAAAUAACCUUGGAUCAAUAACUAAUGAAUUUGUUACUCAAGAUUUUUUAGAGAAAAAAAAUAAAGAAUUGGCUAUUAAUAUUAUUCCAUCUAUAGGUUCAGGAAAACUUUCUUUAAACGAUGUAAAGAUUUCGGAAGAUAUAGAUAAAUCACAUGUUUUUGCAGACAAAGAAUGCCCUGAUAAGGAAUUGUCCAACAAAAAACUGGAAGAGAAUCUAAAUAAUAAAUUUAUCAAUUAUAAUUUCAAUCAGAAAAAAAAUCAUACUUCAGCAUCAUCUCAAAUUUUAACUCAUAAAAAAAUUAAUAGUAUUAUCAAAAAAUCAGGAUAUUCAUCAGCAUCUUGUCUUAAUCGACAAAAUACUAUUCAUUUAUUAAUUCAACAAAUCACUGGUAUCGCCAUAGCAAAUAGUAAAAGAAAUAAGGAAUUUCAUACAUUAUUUAAAAGUAUUCCAGAAGAUAGUUAUCUUAUCGAUGAUUAUGCAUCUGCAUUACAAAAAGAUAUUCUUCUUCAUGGACGAAUGUACAUAUCAGAAGCUUAUAUAUGCUUUAAUUCAAACAUUUUCGGAUGGAUAACAAAUUUAAUUAUUUCCUUCUCAGAAAUUGUUUCCAUUGACAAAAAAAGCACAGCAAUUGUUUUUCCUAAUGCAAUUCAAAUAACAACACUUCAUGCAAAAUAUAUAUUUUCAUCUUUUAUUUCAAGAGAUACAACAUAUGAUCUUCUUACUAGUAUAUGGCGUUUGACAAAUCCUUCUACUCGUACAUCAAUAACAGAAAUAAAUAUAGACGACAAAAAUAAUGAAAACUGUGAGGAUUUAACAAAAACAAGGAACCUAAACGAUGAAGAUUUCGAAACCAACAAUAUACAAAAUAAUGAAGGAAAUAAUACUAAUGAAGAUUCAAUUAAAAAAAUAGAUGAUGAGACUUUAUGCCAAAACUUUUCAAAAAAAAAUUAUUUAACAAUUAAUGAUAUUAAUUUAGAUAUUAAAUCAUUAGAAUAUACUGAACGUCAGCCAACAGAAUGUAGUUGUUUGUUACGUAAUGAACACUAUGAAAAACAAAUAUGCGAUGAAAUAAUUAAAGGGCCUUUACCAGAAGUUGUUAAUCUAUGUUUUGGAGAAGAGCUUGCAUUUAUGCAUAAUUUUUUAGAAAAUGUACAGAAAGUUAGUGAAAUAAAAUUAGGUAAAUGGAAAAAGGAUGAUUCAGGGAAGAAAAUACGUCAUAUUAGUUAUUUAAAACCCUUAUAUGCGCCAGUUGGUCCGAAACAGACUCAUUGUAAAAUUGUAGAAAUGAUAGAGCAUGAAGAUAAUAAUUAUGUGACAGUGUCUUCUAUAACUAAAACUCCUGAUGUUCCAUCAGGAAACUCGUUUGUUGUUAAAACAAAAUAUUGUAUGAUGUGGGAUAAAAAUAAUUAUACAAGAAUAAUUGCUACUUGUACUACAGAUUGGACUAAAAGUAGCUGGCUCAAAAGUCCGAUCGAAAAAGGUGCAAACGAGGGUCAAAUAUCGUAUAUCAAAGAUCUUAUUGAUACCAUAACAAAUGCCUUAAAAAGGCCUAUUAAUGAAAAAUAUCUUGAAGAAAAACCAACUAGAAAACUUCAAAAGUUGUACAAAAUAAGACACAGUAUAGACAAUAAAAAAAAUCAAAUAAUGUGUGACAAAAACAAUUCAGACAUAAAACUAAAGUUAUUCAAUAAAUUAAAGUCUGCAUUUAAUACUAUUUUAAAUAUCUUUUUAUUUGUUAUAAAACCUAAUAACAUUACUAUAGUUCUUUUAUUAAUGAUUUUUUUAAAAAUAGCUCAGCUAGAAAAGACAUUUCAAAAUAUGACACAUUUAACAAAUAUUGAUUAUAAAAUAUUGAAUCAUUACAAUUCGUUAUGGACACAGGGAGAAAUUUCAGAAAAAUGCAUAAAACCCGAAAUAACAUAUAAUUUUCAGAUUCCAAAACGGUAUUCAAGUUCAUUUUUUGAUAAGAAAAAAAGAAGAAAUUUAUAAAAAUUUAGAAGAUUAUAAAAAUAACCAACAUAAUAACAAACUUCAUAAAAUAGAAAAAAUUCUAAAACA
This is a messenger RNA of Pneumocystis murina B123, 2733 nucleotides long. RefSeq lists its product as hypothetical. Bases 1 to 2664 code for a protein of 887 amino acids. The transcript is spliced from 5 exons. Lineage: Eukaryota; Fungi; Ascomycota; Pneumocystomycetes; Pneumocystales; Pneumocystaceae. Gene Ontology annotation, biological process: intracellular sterol transport. Gene Ontology annotation, cellular component: endoplasmic reticulum membrane; plasma membrane; endoplasmic reticulum-plasma membrane contact site. The record is from RefSeq and is a predicted model, not a curated record. Gene Ontology annotation, molecular function: sterol transfer activity; sterol binding.